UCUGUGGCUAUUUCCAUGACGUUUUGUUUUUGCACGUUUCAGAACUUGAAUGGCCGGAUUGUUAACCAUAAUGGUGAACAAGUGGGUGAGUGGUCAUCGCUUCCUGCCUUUGCCAGUGACAUAAGAAAUGCAGGACAUGGAAAAGGAAGCCCGACUAACAGUAAUCGUAACAGCGCGGCCAGCAGCGACAGUGGACGGGGAUAUAGUACAGGACAUUUAGACCACGCCAACGCUAACGUUAAGCCACCACAUAACUUUGCCAAUGUCCAGAUAAACAACAACAAUCGACUGUCCAGUCAGAGUUACGAGUCGGGGGUGUCGUCGCGACAGAGUUAUCACAGCACGUCCAGUUCCAGCGUGGGCAGUCUCGACCGACUGGAGGAAUCGGGACAAAUGAGCACCAUCAACGUCGCCGAACUGUUCAGGGCAGGCAUGCCUGACCAUGAGGUGAUGCGAGUCUGGCUGAGGGACCUCCGCUUUGAGGAAUAUUGUAUCUUAUUUGUCCAGGCAGGAUAUGACAUGCCUACCAUCUCCCACAUGACACCUCAGGAUUUAUCUGCUAUAGGGAUUACCAAGCCCGGACACAGGAAACGACUGAAGGCAGAAAUAGCUCGGCUGAAUAUUCAUGAUGGGAUCCCGGAUUUCAAACCCGUCGAUAUGAUGGAGUGGCUCCACAUGCUAGGAUUAGAACAGUAUUACAACACCCUGUCACAGCAGGGCUACACUGACCUUGACAAGGUCACGGACAUAACCUGGGAGGACCUGGAGGAAAUAGGCAUCCAGAAACUAGGUCAUCAAAAGAAAAUAACUUUGGCUAUAGAUCGUCUGAAAAGAAUCAAUGCCAACAGUAAACGACUUUCUUCAAUGGACAGGAGUGGACACAGUGAAAUAAUAGACCCACCCCCCCCCCGGGGCCACACCCGAAGGUCAGGGGAGGAUUACAUCCACGAGAUUCCAUCCUCACCAUUUAAAACAAAGAAAUCUUUCUCUGGGGACAAUUUAAACAGUGACCGUCUCUCACAAAAGAGUGACCGAUUCUCACAGCAUAGUGACAAUAGUCUGGAGUUUGUGUCUCACAGUCCAAACACCAGCUAUCAGCCGGACGUCGUGGCCAUUCAGGUUAAAAGACACGGAUCUCAAUCAGAAUCUCCGAAGGACAUGCCUGGUGCUAGGAUUUCAUCGUUUCAGGGACCGACUUCUGUAAGGGAGGAUCGAGACAGCACCCCCACAGCUGAAGAGGAGAUGGAACAGCAGCCUGCUCCCAUUGUUGCCCCCUCGGUGCCAAAAGCUGUGAUCAAACCAAAGCCAGUAGCCAAGAUCAUUGCCAAAACAAAGCGAAGCAGCAAAGAGACAUCGCCAGAGAUUAUAGACAUUGAGAAAUACGAGGCACAGAAAAAUCACGAAAUGGGGAUGAGUCCUGGAAAAGCCUUCCUUCUCAAUGCAGCGAUGCUGAAGAAGACGGGACAAUCUGAUCACAUCUAUGAUCAACCGAGAAUGCAGAACUCUCCUAAAUCUCCAAAGUCUCCCACACAUUCUUCGAUGUCCCAUCCGUUCCCUGCCAGCACAACAGCACCGGUUUUUGUCUCAGUCUCAAAUCAGAAUGGUUCACAACAGCCACAGAAUUCACCAACUAGUCGGAAAGUUCCCCCUCCUCCACCUCCCAAACGCACUAAUUCAAUCUCCAACAGGCAAGAUACAAACUCCUCCAGGUAUGCUGGAAGUAUUCCCAAGUCUGCCUUACAGAAUAAUGAUCAAAACGCUCAGAAGACUCCAGCAAUGCCUACUGGGAAUUCUUCUCAACAAACUCCCAGAAGGGGGUCCAUAGAAGAUGGUCAGAAACAACUUGCUUUUGCUUCUUGUGUUCAAAGUCUCUCAGUCAAAUUUGGCAGUAAACGAGUGGAGAAGAGUUCAGAGGAUGUGAACAGUUCUGAUGGAGAAGAUUUCCCCCCUCCCCCUCCUCCAAUAGCCAUGGACAUUAUCACUCCGAAAAUUCAUAACUAUGGAAUCCCCAGCAAGGAUGAUAAAACACCGGGUGAAUUAAGGGGAAUGGGAAAAUUAGGGCAGCCCCCCACCCCCACACCUAAUGAUAAACCAAACUCGUUCACUUAUAAAGCUCCUGUUCUACAAACAGUCAAAGAGAACCCAUCACCUCCCGUAGUCUCCAUGGUGCCAAACUUUACCAAGAAUCCCCCUGUUCUUAAUCAUGUGACUACCACUGCCCAAUCAAAAGACCAAGUUCAAACCUCUCCCAGAGUUCAACAUGUUUCUCAUGAACUCAAAAGAAAAGACUCGACAUCGAGUUCCGAUUCUGUAGUGUCAGCCUCCAGUGUAGACUCGAACACCUUGCCUUUCGCCAAUGAGAAUGUAGGAACAAUAAAACAACGUGCACCUCCAGCCAAGCCCUCCAUAGUGCCAAUCAACGAGAGUCCAGCUCAGGGUAACGGACAGGGAUUCCCCAACCAUCAACGAGUCUUACCCAGUGUUCCACAGAAACCGAGCAUCCCAGCUCACCUCAAGACACCAAACAAAGGACCAAGACCCUCAGUGGCUAUGAAGCCUAAUGCCUCACCACCAGUGCCAACCAAACCAAAAAUUGGUAAGAAGAAGGAUGAAGAUGUGUUGAAUGAUAUAGACAAUAUGUUACAAGGCCUGACAGAGGAAUUAGACGCAAUGUUGGAGGAGGAGCUAGAAAUCGACGAGUGAAUCUGUCACGGUUCAUUGAACAAAGUGGACAGGAAAGAAAACAAGGAUUUCAUUUCGAACAUCUUAUUUAUUAACAAGUUAUAAAAAGAUAUGGGGCUCUUCAAAAACUAUAUAUUAUGCUCUCAUUAUAAGUCAUCUGGAAUUUCAUUUCAAACAUCAUCUCAUCACUACCAGAAUGUCUUCUUUAAUUUCAUUGGCUGGACAUGGUGAGGCUUGUUUAAAAUAGCCAAUCACAAAGCUUCAUUGGAGGAGGUGUGAAUUUCAUCAUGUAUUUUCCUUAGGGAAACAGACUUAAUACUUAUGUGAUGUCAUUCAUAAGGAGAAGUUUAAAAACAAAUAAUUUCAAAGUCAGGAAGCUGUUUAUAUUGUAUAGAGCUAAACAUCCCCGUGCUUCUGCGAGUGCUUUGAACCAUUGCAUCAUGUCUUAAUUUAAAAUGUUCUAUUUUAAGUUGUAAACCUAGUCAGUUAUGUCAAUGAGGAAAUGUAUUUAUUGUGCCUGUGAUAUCUUCUUGUAUAUUAAGUGUUUAUACUGUGCUAAAGAUCUUUGAAUAUUAGUGUCAAUGUACAUGCCUUAAUUUGCCACAUAAGUAUGACUUUGUUUCAUGUUCCAUAGAAAUUUAGGUCUUUUCUGCAGUUUGGUUAUUUUUUAAAUGCAUUUUGAAUGACAAAUUUUGUCCUUCAAGUAUUUCUUUCAGCAGUGUAGUGUCAGGUUUAAUCAUAUGUAUACUUUCAUAUGGGAGACAAAUAAUGAACUAUGCAGUAUUAUCUAUGUACAGUUAAUUGUUACACAUCUACCGGCAUUUCACUGAAUGUCUAAGGCAUAUUUACUCUGGGAAAUAAUGCUAUUGCAGUAAAUGGCACCAUCUAAGAUCUGUUUAUUCCUGUCAUGUUAUUUUUUUCUAAAAAAUGAUUUUCAGAAGGACUUAUAAAAGGGUUAAGUUUCAUUUAAUCCUAUAAAAUAUUAUCUUUCUGUAUUUUGUGAUCUCUCAAUGUUCAGCCAUUUUGCAAUAAGUUCUGACACUGUUUGAUUGUAUGGUUGUGACAUAAUCUUUGGCAUAAUAAUGUUAGUUAUGAUCUUGGAAUGCACAAUGGUUAUAUUCAGUUCUUAUUGAGAAUAGUGGUGGUAAUUUAGCUAUAAGGAAAUUAGAGUGUGUAGUCGCUAUAACGGUCAUUCUAGCCUUAUUUUCGUACACCAAUUCUUUUGAAACAUUUUCAGUUAGUGUAACAGUUACUGCAUAUUCAACAUAAUUCAGGGAACAUGGAUUUUAUGAGCUACUUAAGCUGAACAUUAUAAGUUGAGCACCACUGGUCAGUUUUUAAAAGAGAUCAUCAGCAAUAAAUAUUUUAAGGGAAUUAUGUCUAAAAAUGACUUCAAAGACACCAGCUUUUGUCACACAACAAAAUAGGUUUUAUAUGAAGAAUAUAAUCAUUUCAUACAAGAAUUAAAUAGACAAGUCUGAACUGAAUUAUUGGUUUUUAUUUCGUUACCUUUGUUGUUUACUAAAUAAAAAAACUUAAAUAUUGUUUUUAUCAAUAUUUUCUAUUUAUACAUAUAUUGAAAUGUUACCUUUUCUGUACUAUUUCAAGACUACAAUUCAGAUCCUCUUUGGACAUGACAUUAGACAGAUAUUCCUAUUUAUAUAGAUUUUUAACUCACUUCCUACAUUCAUAUUUACUAUGCUGUCAUUAUUUAAGUGCCUGAGAGUAUUUUAUUAUGUUAAGGGGAUAUAAUUCUGGUAGUUUUAAAGAUAAGGGAGAUAAAUGCCAAAAUUGUAAUAAUCCCAAUAUUCAGCACCUGAGAGAAUGCUGUGAAGCUAUCAGGAGCAUUUGGAGUUUGUUAUUUUGUGUUAUGUUAUUGUUACUGUCUUAAUACAAAGCUGUACCAAACAUACAGCUCAUCAAAGAUGUAUACAAAUAAAAUAAAUGUCUCAGAA
This is a messenger RNA of Saccostrea cuccullata (small rock oyster), 4637 nucleotides long. RefSeq names its product caskin-2-like. Gene Ontology annotation, molecular function: protein binding. Lineage: Eukaryota; Metazoa; Mollusca; Bivalvia; Ostreida; Ostreidae. The record is from RefSeq and is a predicted model, not a curated record. The transcript is spliced from 8 exons. The coding region runs from base 16 to 2703 and encodes 895 amino acids.